AUGGGUGGCGAUGUAACGUACAAUGAAGUAGACGAGGAGGAAAAGGUGAGAAACGAGGAGGAGAAAAUGGUAGUACAGAAGAAAUAUAAGGCGGUGGUCGGAGGAGGAUUUCCGCCGCCGACUAAGGUGGUGGUGGUGGGAUAUGCUCUCACAUCUAAGAAAAUUAAAAGCUUUUUGCAACCCAAGCUUGAAGGAAAGGAAUGGCGGCAUGUACUUGAGGAUUAUGGGCAAAACCAUCCUGAAGUCACAGUUCUUGAUCCUCCAGAUGCCAUACAGCAAGUGCAUAAUCGCCAGUCUAUGCUUCAGGAUGUUGCUGACAUGAACCUGUCGAAUGCCUACGGAAAAGUCGGUGUCCCAAAACAACUGAUAUUCAAGAAAGAUCCAUCAUCAAUUCCUGAUGCAGUCAACAAGGCUGGGCUGAGGUUUCCCAUUGUGGCAAAGCCCUUGUUUGCAAAGUCGCAUGAGUUAUCUCUUGCAUAUGAUGAAUUCUCUCUUCAGAAUUUGGAACUGCCACUUGUCUUGCAGGAAUUUAUCAAUCAUGGUGGUGUUAUGUUUAAGGUUUAUAUUGUUGGUGAAGCAAUUAAGGUGGUCAGGCGUUUCUCCUUACCUGAUGUUAGUAAGCGUGAACUCUCUAAGAAUGCUGGUGUAUACCGCUUUCCAAGAGUAUCUUGUGCCGCUGCAUCAGCCGAUGAAGCAGACCUUGAUCCAUGUGUCGGUGAGCUCCCUCCACGACCAUUACUUGAGAAAAUGGCGAAGGAACUACGUCGACGACUGGGUCUUCGGCUGUUCAACCUUGAUAUAAUUCGAGAGCAUGGAACUAGAGACAGUUAUUAUGUCAUAGACAUCAACUAUUUUCCUGGUUAUGGCAAAAUGCCAGAAUAUGAACACGUAUUUACAGAUUUUCUUUUAAGUCUGGACGAAUUGAAGUUAACUCCCGCGACUCUAAAUUCCAUGUGA
Molecule: messenger RNA, 957 nt
Organism: Fraxinus pennsylvanica
Lineage: Eukaryota; Viridiplantae; Streptophyta; Magnoliopsida; Lamiales; Oleaceae
Source: the annotation of a GenBank genome assembly